Messenger RNA from Peromyscus maniculatus bairdii (prairie deer mouse), 1335 nucleotides. Lineage: Eukaryota; Metazoa; Chordata; Mammalia; Rodentia; Cricetidae. The record is from RefSeq and is a predicted model, not a curated record.
UGAAUUUUGGAUUUUCUAUGAAAACUAAUGUUUCUUCUUCCAUUAAUAUGUGCAUUCUGAGGUAUUGAGCAAAUUCAUAGUGACAUACACAGAAAGUGAUGACUUCUAUCAAAACUUUUGGGAUGAGAUCUUUUUAUGUGCUCUAGGCUGGCCAUGAAUUUCUUACUUUAAAUGGCCCUCUGCUUAAGCUAAUCAGAAGCUCCAUGGUUUAAAGGUGCUUUCUUUUUACCACAAGCUAUAAGCAUUUGUUUUUAUUCAUUUUGACCAGAGAACUAGCUGGGACAUAAACUAAAGGACAUUGUUCUGAAUCACAGAAUGGACUUCUGGAUUCUGGUAAUCAGAAUUAUUUUCUUAUCACAAACUACAAUUGGAAUUCUGGGAAAUGUUUCUCUUAUGUUCUACUAUCUAGUCCUUUACUAUAGAGAAUGCACAUUAAAGCCCACAGAUUUGAUUCUCCUACACCUAAUGACAGCCAAUUCUAUGACCAUAAUCUCUUUAGGAGUGCCCCACACAAUGGCAGCUUUUGGGUUGAUGCAGUUCUUCAAUGAUUUGGUGUGCAGGAUCCUAAUAUACAUUCAAACAGUUGGCCGGAGUGUGUCCAUUGGCACCACCUGUCUCUUAAGCGUCUUCCAGGCCAUGACUGUCAGACCCAGGGAAUUAUGUUGGAAAGAUUAUAAAGUCAAAGCUGAAAAUGUUAUUGGCUGUUCCAUUUCCCUCCUCUGGGGCUUCUACAUGUUAAUACAUUUCGUUUUAUUUGUGUACCCAUUUAUCAAACUUAAUAGCAAAAAUAUAACAGGAAAACGAGAUUUUGGAUACUGCUCUACUAUAGGGAGUGAUGAGAUCAGUGACUCAUUAUAUGCAGCAAUGGUGGUGUCUCUUGAAGUUUUCUUUUCUGUGCUGAUUACCUGGUCCAGCAGCUCCAUGAUUGUUAUUCUGUACAGACACAAGAAAAGGGUUCAACAUAUCCGCAGCUCUCAUGGUUACAAUAGAACAUCACCUGAGUCCAGAGCCACCCAGAAGAUUCUGGUCUUGGUGUCUACCUUUCUUGCAUUUUAUAGUCUCUCCUUGAUCUUACGAGGCUGCAUUGCUCUUUUGUAUAAUCACAGUUGGUGGCUGGUGAACAUCACUCCCUUCAUUUCUCUGUGUUUUCCAUCUUUUGGACCCUUUGUUCUUAUGAAUCCUUGCUCCAUUAUCUACAGGCUUACCUUGAUAUGAAUUAGGAAGAAAAAUAAUUUAAUCUUCUUUAAAGUACAUGAAUAAUGAUAUUUCUGUGGGAGAUCCAGUUUUCUACAUAACAUCACCCUCAGAAGAUCAAUACAGAAACUUAAGUAGGUA